Molecule: messenger RNA, 757 nt
Organism: Nicotiana tabacum (common tobacco)
Lineage: Eukaryota; Viridiplantae; Streptophyta; Magnoliopsida; Solanales; Solanaceae
Product: anaerobic nitrite reductase HB2
Molecular function (GO): oxygen binding; heme binding
Source: RefSeq, a predicted model, not a curated record
UUUUUAAAGAUCGAUGGUACUUUCCUCCUUAUCACUCAAAAAGGCUCAAACAGUCCUCUAUACGAGUAUAAAUUCUGAGGAUACAACAUACUAUAAGUGAGAUAUAUAGAUAUCAAGGAAUAAACACAGGCAAAUAGAGAAAGGGAGAUGGGGUUCACAGAGAAACAAGAAGCUUUGGUGAAGGAUUCUUGGGAAAUCAUGAAGCAAAAUAUUCCUCAACUCAGUCUUCGUUUCUUCUCCUUGAUCCUGGAGAUAGCACCAGCAGCAAAGAACAUGUUCUCAUUCUUGAAGGAUUCGGACGAAAUUCCUCACAAUAAUCCUAAACUUAAAGCCCACGCUGUUAAAGUUUUCAAGAUGACAUGUGAAUCGGCCGUUCAGCUGCGGGAGAAGGGUGAAGUGGUGGUUGGUGAGACUACGCUCAAGUACUUGGGAUCCGUCCAUCUCCAAAAGGGUGUUAUUGACCCUCAUUUUGAGGUAGUAAAAGAAGCAUUGUUGAGAACAGUGAAAGAAGCAAUGGGAGAGAAAUGGAGCGAAGACGUGAAAGAAGCAUGGGGUGAAGCCUACGACCAAUUGGCUGCUGCCAUUAAAGCUGAGAUGCACGCUGAGGCUGCUGCAACCUAGGCCUAGCGUUCAUGUUCUGUUUUUCUUAUGUAUUUGUGGAUUAUAUUAUGUCCAUUGCCUUUAACGUAUGUUAUAAUGAAGUAUCUUAAUUAAUUAAAUGAAUAAAAGGGUGUGCUUGAUCAUAAAUGUUCCUCCA